Molecule: messenger RNA, 2432 nt
Organism: Rhopilema esculentum
Lineage: Eukaryota; Metazoa; Cnidaria; Scyphozoa; Rhizostomeae; Rhizostomatidae
Product: armadillo repeat-containing protein 10
Cellular component (GO): mitochondrion
Source: RefSeq, a predicted model, not a curated record
GUGUGGCCUCUUGAAUUUGCCUACAGUGCUGCCCCCUUCCUAACUUUUCAGGGUGGCACCCCUGGUUUUAACUAUGAAUUUAAAACUUUAAAUAGGGCGUUUUUUCAAGGAAAAUCACGCAAAAAGACUAGCGAAGGCGCAUCGCGGCGCGGGAAUUCAAAACGAGAUUUCAAACAUGGCGUAUGGCACAGUAAAUGUUAGGACUCUUGUUUAUGGCGUAGGACUAGCUCUACUUGGUGUUUUCAGCCUCUUUAUCUACAAAUUUUCUAAGGAGCAAGAAAAGGAAGAAAAAUCUGGUGAAGAAAAAGAUGAGACGCAAGGCGUUAACAAUGGAGAAAUGCAGUUUCGAACAUUGAUGAAUCUUUUGGAUACUCAAGAUGAAAAGUCAAUACUGAGUGCCUUAAACAAGCUUGGAAAUCUUACAGCUUUUAAAGAGUUCCAAGUUCUGGUAAGGGAGUAUGGUGGCCUGGUAAAGAUUCCUUUGUUGACAAAAUCCAGAUCGCAAGAAAUAAAAGCUCAGGCAUUAAAUGUUAUCAACAAUUUGGCCAUGGAUAUGGAAAAUCAAUCUAUCUUAAAGGAACUGAUACCUGACGUGGUUGGCCUGUUACGUCAUGAUCAAUGUUCUUCUGCCAUGGUCAUUUUAGCAGCAGCUCGAGUUCUCACAAACUUAACAACGCUGGACGAGAAUCACAGUCUGUUGUUGCCCCAUUUGCAGGUUUUGCUGGAAAUUCUCCGCAUUUCCGAGUUACCUGUCAAGCUUCAAGUUUUAAAGAUUCUUGUCAACAUUUCUACAAACAACAACAUUGUGGAAAAUGAGCUAGAGACAGACAUACAGAUUAUUCGAGCGGUUUCUGACGUUUUAGGGGUGACAUGGGAUGAAGAGAUUCUUCUCCGCACUGUCACUUGUCUAGCGAAUAUUCUGGCAGCUCUUCGACUGCGUUGGCAAAAUAAAAGCAAAUCGCGAAUUCGCACAGCUGAGUUUGUCUCAGAGGAAAUGGUUCAGAAUCUUGAGGAGCUUCAGCAGCACAAAAACGAGGAUAUUGUCUCGCACACUGGUAGAGCACUAGCAGCACUGCAGCUGCCAGCAGAAGACAGAGCCAACACAUCGAUCAGUAAUGUUGAUAUGAUCGAAAUACUGCGACUGUGACAAACCGUUGUGCGUUAGGAUUUGUUUAGGCCAGUUGUGCAAUAAUGUUAAGAUUUCUCCUGGUUAUCCCAGAGAUCUAAGAUUUUUGUUGUUGUUGUAAAUUCACUGUACGUUUUAUUCAUCGUUUUAAGAGAGAAUUAAAGAUUGGACUAAAACAUGUUUGUAAGUAAAUUAUUUUUGCUAAAUUUAAAUAAAGCGGAAAUUUGUGAAACCAUCAUAGCUGAAAAUAGAAUUGUUAGAUUUCACAUUCACAUGAUCUCACACCGACACUGAAGAAAUUGUUAUUGUAUAAUUAAGCUCUUACUUCAGUUUCUAUUAUCUUACAAUUUGCAUACAGACUUGUUUUUACGACCACAACUCAUUGCCAAGCGUAUUCAAAAUCAAAUGAAGAAUUAUUUGGUUGCUUGUAACAUUUUCAGACUGAAGCAUUAACAUACUGUAAUCAUUUUUUCCAAUAUUCCUAAUGCUAUAGGCCUUACAUAUUCCUUAAAAGUCGUCAUUCUAACUGUAGAAACUGUACUUCCACUGUUUUCAAGAUCAUGUCAAGAACCAAAUAAGAAUAACCAAUAUUUUUUGAAUAUAUAAUUUUCUAUCCAAGGUUGGCAGUUUUUCAAGGUUAUAUUUUUGCUUAAACGACGACUUUAGAAGUUCAACACCAGGUUAGUUCAGGAGUGAUAUAGACCUAAAGGCUUUUUAUCGAUUCAGGUCGUUUUUCCAAAAAGUUAGAGUCUUGAGAACAUAACGGUUCCACGGCUAUGAGCUGGAGGAAGGCUAUCCAAUGAUACAGUAGUUGAGGGGGGCCAAUGCAUGACCUCACAAGAGUGUAUAAGGUGAGUGGAAAUGCCUUUGUUCUUUGAACUUUUCUUUUUUUAACAAACCGUAAAGAGCAAGCAACAGAUGUUUUUAAUUAAUAUCCAUUUCUAAGAAACUUUUAUUCAAAGCAUGCAAGGAAGUUUUUAAGGAAGGCAGACAGGGCAAAAUUUCACUUGAAGGAAGGUUGAGGCUUUUCCUGAGCACUGCAAAAAGUAUUACAAUAAAAGCUUUUCUUCUCUAUCUAAAGCCUUUCAUUUCCUUUCUAUGGCCAGUAAUGAUUUUGUAGCUCAUUCGUUAUACGAUAUACCGAUUUCUAGAUUUCAUCAUUUCAUCAUAUAAAUGGUUUCUUAAAAUAUUAAUAUUUCAUUAAAAAAGCCUUUACCAUUGCAUUUCGGCACCAAUUUUCAUAGCACCAAUUAUUAACAUUUGUUUUUAGCUAAAACAUCGGUUUCAAUUUUCAAUGAUAUAAACC